ACAGUAUCGUCCCUACAGGAAUGCGGCCGACACCAAAUGUCUGUUUGAGAAGCACAAACCCACUCAUGUUAUUCACUUGGCGGCUAUGGUGGGGGUGCUGUUCCGGAACAUGAAGUACAACCUGGAUUUCCUGAGAAACAACCUGCACAUCAAUGACAAUGUCCUGCAUUCUGCCUACGAAAUGGGGGUCCAGAAGGUGGUGUCGUGCCUUUCUACCUGCAUCUUCCCAGACAAGACCACCUAUCCUAUCGAUGAGACCAUGAUCCACAACGGGCCCCCCCACACCUCUAACUUUGGCUAUUCCUAUGCAAAGAGAAUGAUCGAUGUGCAGAACAGAGCUUACUAUGAACAGCACGGCUGUAAGUUCACCUCCGUCAUUCCCACCAACGUCUUCGGCCCACACGAUAAUUUCAAUAUUGACGAUGGGCACGUCCUGCCGGGGCUCAUCCACAAAGUCUACUCGGCCAAGCAGAAUGGCACUGCUCUCUCUAUCUGGGGCACGGGGCAACCACGGAGACAGUUCAUCUAUUCACUGGAUCUUGCAAGGCUUUUCAUUUGGGUGCUGAGGGAGUACAAUGAGGUUGACCCCAUUAUUCUUUCUGUUGGAGAGGAGGAUGAGGUGUCCAUCAAGGAAGCAGCCGAGAGCAUCGUAGCAGCCAUGGAGUUUAAGGGAGAGCUGAUUUUCAACAGCACAAAGUCUGAUGGGCAGUUCAAGAAGACUGCGAGUAACCACAAGCUCAGGAAAUACCUGCCGGACUUUCAGUUCACCCCCUUAAAGCGGUGCAGGAAACCUGUAACUGGUUUAACAGUAACUAUGCCCAGGCCAGAAAGUGAAGAGAUGGCAGUUUGCACAGACAAAGUGCUUGAUGUUCGGGCCCCUGGCGAGGGAGAGCGGUGCCCGUGACCCCUGGGACUGGUGGUGGGAGAUGAAUUAUUUGCAUCUGUGAAGCAGCAUCAGAAAUUGUAGAUCUGUCUUUCUGUCAGGAAUCUUAGUGGAGGGUGAUUGGUUAAUGUAUUUGCCCUUUAUUGAUCAGUACUGUACCUACAGUGGGGCCCCGCGGGUCUGGCUCCUGCACUGGCACAUGAGCACAUUUGUAAGAUUUAGGGAGAAUUGGGGUAAGUGUAACACAUACAGGAUGGGGCUGAUUACAAAUAUCCUGCUCAUGGUACCCGGGGGUGCAAGUGUGAUAUUAGACUGCUCCAUUCUGUUCUACCAGUGCAGUCUGCAGCUUCCCAUGAUCCACCCAUCAGACUGGUACAUUAUGUAUAUUGUAUCUAUAGAAAUAGUACAGUACAUUAUAUAUAUAUUGUAUCUAUAGAAAUAGUACAGUACAUUAUAUAUAUAUUGUAUCUAUAGAAAUAGUACAGUACAUUAUAUAUAUAUAUUGUAUCUAUAGAAAUCCAGGCAAUGUGUGUGCAGGUUGGUACCAAUGUUCCUGAUUAAAAUGGUCUCAUUUGGAAGUAAA
Molecule: messenger RNA, 1466 nt
Organism: Xenopus laevis (African clawed frog)
Lineage: Eukaryota; Metazoa; Chordata; Amphibia; Anura; Pipidae
Gene: gfus.2.S
Product: GDP-L-fucose synthase-like
Exons: 9
Coding region: 86-904 (272 amino acids)
Source: RefSeq, a predicted model, not a curated record